AUGGAACUGGCUCCUCGCUCCUUCUAUGGUUCCUGGAAGAGAUACUGGAGAAGAAAGCGAUACCAGCGAUUCGACGGUGCGAUCACAGCCCGGAAGAACAUUAAGGUGACGAGAUUCGGAGGUAGCCCACGAAGGGUAUGGAAGAUCAAAGCAGUGCCCAGGCUAAGAAUUUUGAGGAGCAUUGCUUCACCAUUGAAGCUAAUGAGCAAGCUCAAGAACGCUUAUAUUAACAUGAUGCUUGGUAUGGCUGGAAAUGUGGACGGAACAAAUGUUUUUGGAAACAAAAGGGUUCCAAGAGGCAGGCAAGUUAAAGCUACUAAUUACCCGAGUGAAGCGUUUGAGAAGAGGUUGGUUUAUGAGAUUUAUAAGAACCUGCUAGCAACUCGAGAAUUAUCUACCGUGAAGAUCAGUAAUUAA
This is a messenger RNA of Populus nigra (black poplar), 417 nucleotides long. RefSeq lists its product as uncharacterized. The coding region runs from base 1 to 417 and encodes 138 amino acids. The record is from RefSeq and is a predicted model, not a curated record. The transcript has a single exon. NCBI's taxonomy places the organism in Eukaryota, Viridiplantae, Streptophyta, Magnoliopsida, Malpighiales, Salicaceae.